AUGGCCAAAAAAGUGUCCGACUGCGAUUGUGGCUUCAUAGACGCCGACGAACCAACACACACAACCUUCACCUCCCUCCUCCUCGUCGACUUCACCAAAGCAACCUGGAAAGACCUCGACGACAUCUUCGUCCGAUCCUCAUAUACCGUCAACCGCACCGACGCAGCAUACAUUCGCGACUUCGAACCCUCCCAAAUCCAACUCACAUCUUCAGGUCUGGAAUUGACCGUCUCUCCCUCCCCAGACGGCCUCAUCGUCCCCUCAGCAUCCAUCUUCACCCGCUCCGCCGCUUUUCUACACGGCUCGUAUCGCGCACGAAUUCUCGUCGGUGACGUCCCGGGAACUGUCACAGCCUUCUAUAACUACCACAAUGAUACUUCCGAGGUGGAUAUCGAAUACGUGAGUGCCCGAGGCCCUACAUUACUCUACAGUGUCAAACCACAAAUCUACUACGAAAACACCAACCCUUCAGCUGAAACUUACCAAUCCGAGACCUGGGGAAACGACACCUCCAGCACGUCUUCUUCCUUAUCUUUCGAGCAGAAUUUCCACGAGUGGAGUUUCACUUGGUUACCAGAUAUCGUACAUUUUGGUCUGGAUGCCAAUUACUCCAAAUCCAUCACCAAAAAUGUUCCCCAAGCUCCCGGAACGAUCGUUCUGAGUCAUUGGAGUAAUGGCAAUCCAAAGUAUUCGCAAGGCCCGCCGACGGUGAAGAGUACCAAGGUUGUGGAAUUUUUGCAGGCGGUGUAUAAUGAUGCGAAUGCUACGGCGUUGGAGUGUAAGAAGGUGCAGGAGGCUUGUGUUAUUCAGGAUGGGAGGUUGAGGGUUGCGUUGGGGAUGGAGGAGACGGAUGGUGGUGUUUUGAGUGGUGGUGGUGGUGGUGGGAGUUCGUCUUCUGCUUCUGCUUCUGGAUCUACUGCUGCUGCUGCUGCUGCUGCUUCGUCUUUCUCGACGCUGCCUGCUGUUAGUCAUGUUAAUUCCGCGACUACGGCUGGUGGUACUGCGAGUCUUUCGCCUGGCGUGGUGGGGCUUUGGACUUUGAUUCUGUUGUUCUUUUUGCGAUGA
Molecule: messenger RNA, 1065 nt
Organism: Ramularia collo-cygni
Lineage: Eukaryota; Fungi; Ascomycota; Dothideomycetes; Mycosphaerellales; Mycosphaerellaceae
Exons: 1
Coding region: 1-1065 (354 amino acids)
Biological process (GO): carbohydrate metabolic process
Molecular function (GO): hydrolase activity, hydrolyzing O-glycosyl compounds
Source: RefSeq, a predicted model, not a curated record